This is a messenger RNA of Engraulis encrasicolus (European anchovy), 756 nucleotides long. RefSeq names its product psychosine receptor-like. The record is from RefSeq and is a predicted model, not a curated record. Lineage: Eukaryota; Metazoa; Chordata; Actinopteri; Clupeiformes; Engraulidae. The coding region runs from base 1 to 756 and encodes 251 amino acids. Gene Ontology annotation, molecular function: G protein-coupled receptor activity. The transcript has 3 exons. Gene Ontology annotation, cellular component: membrane. Gene Ontology annotation, biological process: G protein-coupled receptor signaling pathway.
AUGACAGAUAUGAAUGACUUGAAGUUCUUCAUAUCAAUUCACAGCUGGGUGAUCUUGCCCAUCGCUCUACCUGUGGUGUGCUUGGCCAUAUGCGGGCUCCUGUCCCUGAUCAAGAGUGACCAUGUGAUGCCGGUGUACGUUAUCAACCUGCUGAUCUCUGAUGUGCUUCAGAUGUUUGGCAGACCAAUCUACCUCAGCAUGACGCCUUCGGGUGUCGUUUAUGAGCUGAUUGCUUUCCUCUAUUGCUCUGGGCUUCAUGCAAGCAUCUUCUUCAUGUUGUGCAUUGCUGGGGAGAGAUACGCCAUGAUCGUCCAUCCCCUGUGGUACAGGUUUCACCGGACUAUCAAAAAGUCAAUUCUCUGCUCUAUUACUGUGUGGAUGGUCACUUUUAUUUCACUCGUGUUUGUUAUUUGGUGUGUUCUGUGUCUUCUUCCCUAUCCGUUUGCCUUAUUCUUCUUUGUGGAGACCUGGAGGGCUCUCUCCAAGUCCAUCUCCAUCUCUCCACGUGAACAGAGGAGGAUCAUGGGAAUGCUAGCUCUCGUCCUGAUCAUCUACACUGCUUUCUUCUUGCCCCACAUCGUAGUGACACUGCUCAUGUGCUCAUGUCCCUGGAUGUUCACAGACUACUCGUUUCAGUGCCUGACUGCGCAGACGCAGUCACCGGGAAGAGCAGGAGCGUAUUGUGAUGAAUCCUCCACUGAUGAACACCACUACCAGCACUGGAACAACCUGAUCGCACAGAAUUCCGUGACAUGA